This is a messenger RNA of Raphanus sativus (radish), 723 nucleotides long. RefSeq lists its product as uncharacterized. NCBI's taxonomy places the organism in Eukaryota, Viridiplantae, Streptophyta, Magnoliopsida, Brassicales, Brassicaceae. Bases 1 to 723 code for a protein of 240 amino acids. The transcript has 6 exons. The record is from RefSeq and is a predicted model, not a curated record.
AUGGUCAACUUCAUCUCUUUGAGUGAUUUGAAUACUAAGAUUCAAUUCCCUGCAAUACGUGUUAAGAUAAUCAGGAAAUGGAGUGCGAAGUUGGGAAGAAAUCAUCAUUCAGUCAUGCUUUUAGGAGAUGAAGAAGGAGUAACAAUUGAAGGAAGCUUAAACUCUACUUUGUCUCUACCUAAAGAGAUUGAGCUGAAAGAAGGUGACUGGGUUGAGAUACUCAAUUUCCAGAUAAGUCAUGUGUUUGAGUUUUUUAGAUCCACAAAGCACAAAUACACAAUCAAGUUCAAUGAAUCGACUUUGUUUAGAAAGAUAGAACCAGUCAACUGUUCUACAUUUCUAUGUUGUGCAAACUUUCGUGCUAUCAAGCGGGGGCUUUAUCAUCCUAUGUACAGUGUUGGAGAUCUUAUAGCUAAUAAGCUAGCUCAAGCUGCCAACAUCUACAAUCCUAUUUUAUAUUCAUUGGAGUUCUCCUUAAUAAAUCUUGGGUUCACUCAUAUCAAGUGUGUUGCUUAUGGAGCCCUAGCCCAUAGUUUAAAUGCAUUCUGGCGUUCUAAUACUGCAGAACUUGUAGUAUGUGUUUUAAGGUUAUGGCGAAUUGAGUGGAGAGCAGGUGGUCUCACAUAUGUAACAAACAUGGAAUAUGGUUCUGAUAUUCUUUUUGAUACUGACAUCCCCGAGAUUCAGUUCUUCAAAUCACAGAUUCCAACCAUCGAUUUCUGA